AUGAUUAAUUUAAAAAAAUUAUUUCUAUAUUUAGUAAUUUACAUAUUAUAUAUAUUUCCUUAUAUAAUUUAUUCAACUAAUUUUAGUUCAAAUGAUGAGUAUAUAAAAAAAAGAAAUAUAAAAAGAUCAAUAGAAGAAACAAAUAAUUUUAAAUAUGAUAUUAGAAAUAUUGAUGAGAUAUCUACAAAUAAUAGAAAAAAAAGAGAUAUGACAAUUAUACAAUAUAAAUGGACUUCACCAAUAUUUUACUAUGUGAAUUAUCGUUUAAAUUUUAAUACUGUAAAAAAAGCAUUAAAUCUUCUUGAAGAAUACACAUGCUUAAAAUUUUCAAAUCCAAAAAACUUAUUUCAAAUUCCAACAGGCAUCCGUUUUCUUCCGUCAAACAAAUGUUCAGCCUCUUUAGGAAAAAUUGUUGAUAAAGGCUGGCUAAUGAUAUAUGUUGGAAAAGAAUGUGAAAAUACUUUGGGAAUAAUACGUUUAAUAAUACGUUCAUUAGGAAUAAUAUAUGAACAUUGUCGGAUGGAUAGAAAUUUUUUUAUUAAAGUAUAUGAAAAAAAUAUUGCUCAAAGUAGCAAAGAAGAUUUUCAAAUAUUUAAAGAAACCUAUAUUAAACAAAUAUUUUUACCAUAUGAAUAUGGAUCUUUAAUGCAUUUUGGAAUGUAUACUGGAAGUAAAAAUAAAAUGAUAACAUUAACACCAAAAGAUAUCCAUUAUAAACAUACCGUAGGACAACAAGAUUUUCUUACUUUUAAUAAUGUAAAAGCAUUAAAUAUGCAUUAUUGUUCCAAAAUAUGUAAAAAAAGUAUCCGAUGUUACAAUUUUGGAUAUCAAAAUCCUAAUAAUUGUGAUAAAUGUAUAUGUAUUGAAGGUUUUGAUGGUAUUUAUUGUGAAAGUUAUGCAAAAUCAGCAGCAUGGUGUGGGCCAAAAGAACUGUAUGCAAAGGAUAGACCUAUAUAUUUCAGAAUACAAGGAAAAAAAAAAUGUUUUUAUCAUAUAUUAUCAACUAGAAAUAGACAAAUUGAAAUUGUAAUUUUAAAAAUGAGAAUGGAACCUACACAUACGCAAACGUGCUCAAUUCAUAGAUCAUUAGAAAUAAAAUUUUGGUUGGAUAAAUCUGUAGCAGGUGCGAGAUUUUGCUUCCAAAAGUAUUCUAAAAUUAUAAAAUCACAGUCUAAUCAUGUUAUUUUAUAUUAUAGAAGUAAUGAUCAUAGAAGUUAUGUUUAUCUCUAUUUUAAAGAAGCGUCUCAAAUAAACAUACAUAGAGAAUAG
This is a messenger RNA of Strongyloides ratti, 1269 nucleotides long. RefSeq names its product Astacin-like metalloendopeptidase. The coding region runs from base 1 to 1269 and encodes 422 amino acids. The record is from RefSeq and is a predicted model, not a curated record. NCBI's taxonomy places the organism in Eukaryota, Metazoa, Nematoda, Chromadorea, Rhabditida, Strongyloididae. The transcript is spliced from 2 exons. Gene Ontology annotation, biological process: proteolysis. Gene Ontology annotation, molecular function: metalloendopeptidase activity; zinc ion binding.